UAGAGUUGAGCGCCUCUCAGUGGUCAUUUGAGGAACGACAGUGUUUGGCUCUCUUGCCCUUAAAGUUUUCGGGUGGAGGUGUGGCGUCGUUCUGGUUUUAACUUCAGUUUUUUUCAACAGUUUGUGGUUUUUCUUGGUCUGUCGUGUUGGAGCGAAGCUGUGCGGAACACGCAGUCUGCUCUCUCCCGGGGUAUUGCAAUUCAUCCUUAACUGCUCUGCAGCGCAAACAUGGCGUCGUCUUACGCCGCUGUUAUCGCAGGACUUCUGACAACAAAUUUAUCAAACCCACCCAUCAACCCUCACCCCCGAUACGCAGAGAAAUCCCAGAUUUCUAAACCUAGCAAAAAGCUCAACUGCCCUCCAGCUUCCCACGAUCGUCCUGAUCCACCUCGGCCUGAGAUUUGCUUUGAAGAGCAACAGGAGAAUCCUGCAGACUAUGGCGUUGGCGGUUAUUACCCUGUAGAGAUUGGGGAAGUGUUUGCCAACCGAUACCAAGUACAACAAAAGUUGGGAUGGGGUCACUUUUCCACUGUAUGGCUCUGCUGGGAUGUGAUGACGAAGGGUUUUGUGGCUCUGAAGGUGGUGAAGAGUGCUCCAACGUUCACAGAGACCGCACUGGAUGAGAUCAAACUUCUGAAAUGUGUGAGGGACAGUGACCCCAAAGAUUCAAACCGUGACAGAGUCGUGCGCCUCGUGGAUGAUUUCAGGAUCAAUGGAUCAACCGGAGAGCAUGUUUGCAUGGUUCUAGAGGUUCUGGGGGACCAGCUGCUGCGGUGGAUCAUCAAAUCAAAUUACACCGGCCUUCCUCUGGCCUGCGUUAAGAGCAUCCUCAGACAGUUUUCAUUGCAGGUUUUGCAGGGUUUGGACUACUUGCAUACGAAAUGCAAGAUUAUCCACACAGACAUCAAGCCAGAAAACAUUCUUUUAAGAGCGGAUGAUGCUUUUAUUGAGAAGCUUGCACCCAAAGCCCAUUUGUGGAAGCCGCCAGUGUCUCCUUCUCACACCAACUCAGUGGAUAGAGCUUCCAGAAAAAAGCAGAGUUUUUUCAACUUAGUGGGGAAGCUGUCGGGGGUUUUCCACGUUUUUGGAGAGUGGCCCGGUAAGGUACUCAGGAAUUCAGACAGGCAGUCGGCGGGUAAAACCAGAAAAUGUCGAAGCCGGAAGACUCCGUCGAAUCACACGUCUUCCUUUUCUGAUGCCACCGCUCCAUCAAGCGUGCACAGCCCCACCAGUCAGUCAAAGCUCACAGGGGACAACAUGAAGACGAGGAGGCAAACGUUACUGUUUGAAGAAGGACCUGACAGUGAAUCACAAAGGCACAGGGUCUGCUCGUCGAUGAGCCAUGUCACAGAUGCUACAGUCUUUGAAUCCAGAUUACAGGAGUUAAAUCCCACUCCUCUGCCUUCAUCAUACCCAGAUAAAGACGCGAUUGACCCUGAUGUAGAUUUACUGAAAGCUAAGAGCGCAGAGAAAAUUCUUAUUAAGAUUGCUGACCUGGGCAAUGCCUGCUGGGUGCACAAACACUUCACUGAAGACAUCCAAACAUGUCAGUACCGCUCUGUAGAAGUCCUGAUUGGUGCAGGCUACGACACGCCAGCCGACAUCUGGAGCACCGCCUGCAUGGCUUUUGAACUGGCCACUGGAGACUUUUUGUUUGACCCUCAAUCUGGAGUUCGAUUCACCCGUGAGGAAGAUCACAUUGCUCACAUCAUCGAGCUGCUGGGACCUCUCCCAUCCCAGUUUGUGCAGUCCGGGAGACAUUCGAAACAAUAUUUCAACCGUAAAGGACAACUACGGCACAUCUCUAAGCUAAAACCGUGGAGCCUGCUGGAGAUCCUGUUGGAUAAAUAUGAGUGGAGACGAGAAGAAGGUGUUCAGUUCGCCUCCUUUCUGCUGCCCAUGUUGGAGCUUCUGCCACAGAAAAGAGCCACAGCUUCACAGUGUCUGAAACACCCAUGGCUGACCUCCUCAUUCUGAUUGAUGCAAGCACGGUGGGGAAAAAAACUUUGAUCAGGAAGGCCUGAAUUUGGGGUAUCAUAUCCCUCAGAACCCCCAAAAUGCAGAAACUCAUAUCAGUUCAUCCAUCCAGAUAUCUAUCUUCUCCUUUUAUCUGUUUGAUUUGUCUUAUAAGUUCAACGUUGAAGGCUCUUCCUGACUCCAGCCUCUGCAUUUACUUGGGACUGGCACAAGCAGGACAAUGAUUUGUGCCAUAUUGAGGCCUUAUGUAUCUUUUUUUUCCCCUCAUUUUUAAUGUCUGUUAGUCCAUCUUCUCUCCCUCCAUCCUUGUGUUUUUUUUGCCUAAAAUUUUUUUUGUUUUAUACUUCUUUUUGGUUAAUUUUUAUUUCUUUAGUUAAUUGUGGAUUUUUGUAGGCCAUCACAUUUGGGUGGACAUUGCCCCCCCCCCCCCCCCCCCCCAUGACUAUCCGGCCUUGUGAUCAGGACUGCAUCGUGACUAUUGUUAUUUCAGUGCAUGUACAUUACAAAACCUGUAUAGAAAAAUAUCUGAUAGUAAAGUAGGAGAGUAACAAUUAAUCGACUCAAUGGAUGAAUUGAUUUAUAUUCCUAUGAUCCAAUCAGAUCAAUCUGUCUGAGGCAAGUUGUUAAUCGAAUCAAUCUAUAAAAUCCUUUCAAAAUGAAAUAAAUGGAAUAUAUCAAUAAUGGAAAAUGUCAUUUGGAUUGAAACAUGGUAGGUUUAUUUUCUAUCAUUUAAAAACGAUCAAGUGCCAUCGCAGCAGACAACACACGUAUGAUGGCAGCCAAAAAUAUUGAUCAAAGCUUCAUUACAGUCCAAUGUGUGGAAACACUGAAUUUUGCAGAGAUGUGACCAGACAGUAAUAUUCUAAUAAUAUUCUUUUUGUAUUAUUUUGAUGUGGAAAAACAACAGUUGGCUGAACUUAAUGGAACUAAAAUGUGAAUGGAUUUUCCAUUAAUUCCUUUUUACCUGUUUAAUUUACACUUAAUUAUCUUGCAAGAUGUCCAAGGAAUAUCAGUAUCCAGGUAUUUAUCUCUGAGUCUCACUGGUUGAAGUUUUGGCUAAAGAUGUCCUAGAUCAGUGAAUGGCAUUGUUCAAAACUGAACAAAAACAACUGAAUCGUAACAGCAAACUAUGAUAUGAAUGGAAUCAUUAAAGUUUACAGUUACACCCCGAUAUUAAA
Messenger RNA from Oryzias latipes (Japanese medaka), 3155 nucleotides. RefSeq names its product SRSF protein kinase 3. Gene Ontology annotation, cellular component: cytoplasm; nucleus. Lineage: Eukaryota; Metazoa; Chordata; Actinopteri; Beloniformes; Adrianichthyidae. The record is from RefSeq and is a predicted model, not a curated record. Gene Ontology annotation, molecular function: ATP binding; protein serine/threonine kinase activity. Gene Ontology annotation, biological process: spliceosomal complex assembly; intracellular signal transduction; peptidyl-serine phosphorylation.